CGGGCAGGGCUGUUGGGCUGAGAGAGAAAAUAUCCACCAGCGACUUUUUCGACUCUCUUGCCUAUUAGGGUUUCGGAGUGCUCUCUGGUUUCCCACUGUCUCUCGAUCGCCGCUCUCAACAGACAAAAGAUGAGGCCUAUCUUCUGUGGUAACUUUGAGUAUGAUGCUCGCCAGUCGGAGCUGGAACGGCUUUUCAAGCGAUAUGGGAGGGUUGAAAGAAUCGACAUGAAGUCUGGUAAGUAUCUUGUCUGGCUCAUACUUUUUUAUGUUGCAUUUGGGGAAACUAAACUGCUAGCUUUGAUCAUUACUCAAGUUUAGCUUCUUCUGGGAUCAAUCUGGUAGGGACCUUUGUGCUUUAACUCAUACUGUUUUGCUCUCGUCCAAGACUAUCCUUUUUUACUUCAUAGAUGCGCUUGUGAAACACUGAAAACAUUCGGUUUGCACAAUCUGGGACACCGCUCCCUACAUUCCUCAUUAAUUCAAACAAUCGCAUUGGAAUAGCCUCUCAGAUGCCACGCCUUUGGUUACAUCUGGAUAGCAGAACAACAACUUUGUUAUGCCGUCCAGAAUCGUCUUCCAGUGUUUUCCUCCUGAAACCAGUGCAUCGUAUUUUGGCGAAGUUGGUAUGCCGCCAUCGACGCCGAUCUGUGAUGUCCAACAAUCCCUCUACCGAUCAGCGCACAACUCAGUCUGCCUCCCCAUGCCUGUGCAUCUCUCUGGAGGCAUAUCAGCAAGAUGGUCCAACAUUCAUUUCGUCUACGAAUCAGAAGCAGCAUUCUUCCGUUGUUGAGUUACAGUGGGGGUUCAGGAUAUGUUAAAAAAAGAAUGUUUAUUGAAGCAUAAACCCCCAUACUCAACAUUUUGUUUGACGCAGGACAUUCUUGGCAAAUUCGUACUCUUUCCGGCUAAAGGAUGGGCACCCAGUCCGUUUCCUGACAACAACGAGCCUCCUUUUCUUGUUUCCACCAAGAAGAGUCUUCUCUUUUCCGCAAAGGCAGAACUAUACCGAAUUUCCUCAGACAUAAUUGCAUUGCAUUCCUCAUGAACUUUGCCCCGCAUUCAAUUUCACGACAUGUUUCCGCAUAGAAACAUUGCCCAACCUCACAGCAGAGGCAGCAGAAAUUCUUGCAGAGGCAUUCUAAUUUCCAUUGACCCAACCAUGAGACAACCACUUUUGGAUUGUAGUCCCCUUGGCAUCUCUUAGUUCAUCACAGAAGGAUUUGCAUUCAUCUAUAUGGAAGAUGAAAGAGACGCUGAGGAUGCAAUCCGUGGACUUGACCGCAUAGAGUUUGGUCGUAAGGGUCGUAGGCUUCGUGUUGAAUGGACUAAGCAAGAACGUGGUGCGAGGAGGCUUGAUAGUGGUGGCGGUGGCGGCUCAAGGAGAGCUUCUAACACAAGGCCUUCUAAAACCUUGUUUGUUAUAAACUUUGAUUCGCAGCUUACAAGGACAAGAGAUUUGGAGAGACACUUUGAGCCAUAUGGAAAGAUAGCGAGUGUGAGGAUUAGGAGAAAUUUUGCUUUUGUUCAGUAUGAAGCACAAGAAGAUGCCAGCAAAGCCUUGGAAGCUACAAACAUGAGCAAGUUGAUGGACAGAGUUAUUUCAGUGGAAUAUGCAGUUCGAGAUGAUGAUGAGAAGAAAGAUGGUGGCGGCUAUAGUCCAGAGAGAACUCGCGAUAGGUCCCCAAAGAGAGGAAGCCCUGAUUAUGGCCGUGGCCCUAGUCCCUACAGGAGAGAGAGGGGAAGUCCUGACUAUGGUGGUCGCGGCCGCCGCAGUCCUAGCCCUUACAAGAAGGAAAAAUCUAGUCCGGAGCAUGGGCGACGCCGUAGCCCUAGUCCUUAUAAGAAAGGCAGAUCAAGUCCUGAAUAUGCUCGGGAAUCAGCCCGUAGCCCUUACAAAAGGGAGAGGGCGGGUAGUGACCAGGGUCGUGGUGGAGGCAGGGAGAGGGGUAAAACCGACAAUGGCCGUGGACGCAGCCCUAGCCCUUAUGAAAGAGACGCGGCUGCUGAAGCUGACAAUGGUAAUGGGAUGGACAGCAGUCCAUAUGAAAGGGAGAAAGGUGAGGUGAAGAAUGGACGUGGUUCGAGCUAUGAAAGGGAUGGUGGGAGUCCUAGCAAUGGUCGCAGGGCUAGCCCAGCUGAAGAAAGGGACAGCCCGAAUGAUGGAAGGGCUGAUAGCCCCCCCAUGCGUGAUAGAUUCAAGAGGUAA
Molecule: messenger RNA, 2206 nt
Organism: Linum tenue
Lineage: Eukaryota; Viridiplantae; Streptophyta; Magnoliopsida; Malpighiales; Linaceae
Source: the annotation of a GenBank genome assembly